AUGGGGAUUAAAAAGAAACGGCAAAGUAAAAGGUUGACCACAAGGAAGAGGGAAGGCAUGCUGAAGAGGGCAAGGGCCAAUGAGAGGAAGAAAAGAAGAAUGGACAGGAAGAUGCAAGCAAAGGUGGAGAGGAUUCCUCCAUCUGUUCUGAGGACCGAUGAGGAGAACAUGCAGUAUGCUGAGAUAAAGAGAAUGGCGAAGCUCCGGAAAAUGGAGUAUGACGAGGCUCUUCGGAACUCUGAAAAGAAGGAGGCGUAUCUCGAUGGGAUUUUAAGGCUGGUGUCGAAAAGCGAUGUUGUGAUUGAGGUCAUUGAUGCAAGAGACCCGGACUCUAGUAGGAACAGUGAAGCGGAGAAGAUUGUUUCUGAACACGGGAAGAAGCUGAUUAUGGUGCUUAACUACACACAGUACGUUCCCAGGGAGGUGGUUGAUGAGUGGAAGGUGCAUCUGAAAAGGGAUGGAAACGACUGCAUUGAAGUGACAGAAGAAGACAUGAGACAGAUUGGGAAAGAGACGAGAAUAGGAAUAUUUGGAAAUCCGGGGUCUGGAAAGAACUUUGUGCUCCGAGGCAUUUCUAGAAUUCUGGAAGAGAAGCCGAACUCUGUGGUGGUUUCUGUUCCACUAAGCAAGGUGACUCUAUCAAGUAUUCUCCGGGGAUGCCAUGGGCUGAUGGGGAUUGCGUUUAGGGACUACAUUGAGGCAAUUGUUAAAAGAAUUGAUCGAGGUGAGGUCUCUCUUCGGCACGGAAUACCCGAAUUCAGUAAUGCUGAGGAGCUUUUAGAAAGCAUUUGCGAUGUGCAUGGAAUCAGAGAUGAGAGCAGGUCGGUCUGUUACAUGAAGGCCAGCGAAAGGUUCCUAGAGGACUUUCUUCGUCACAAAAUCCUUUUUUGGAGGAGAGUCUAUAGUGAUGAAAAUGACCUGUCAUUUGCCUUUUGCCAGUGA
Messenger RNA from Encephalitozoon cuniculi GB-M1, 942 nucleotides. RefSeq lists its product as uncharacterized. The transcript has a single exon. Bases 1 to 942 code for a protein of 313 amino acids. NCBI's taxonomy places the organism in Eukaryota, Fungi, Microsporidia, Unikaryonidae. The record is from RefSeq and is marked provisional.